UCCCGCUCAAAAGCCAAACCUUUUGCGCUCUCUCUCAUCCUGUUGUCCGAGCCUGAACAAAGGAAAAAAAAAAAAAAACUUCUAUCAUUUAAAUCCAAAAUCAUUUUCCGACAACUUGAAUUCUCUUACAAUCUUCACUUUCAAUUCUGGUCAUCGUCGUAUUUACUAUUUAUUCGCAAAAACAAAAAAAUCAAUGUCCGCUACGUCAGCUCGCCGCCCCAAAGACCGGACCAUCUCCGUCGCCGUUGCCGGAGCCAAAUCCUCCGCCGCCACAACCGCCGUUAAGUCAUUCAAGUCCGUGACUCCGGUUCCGGUUUCCGACAAGCGAUUCCCCACGGGCAAGGAGAACAGCUCCGGGCCCAUUUCCAAGGCCCAGAAGCCCGUGAUCCGGCACGUGGCCCGCGUCGAGCGGGCCUUCUCAGCCGCCGGCAAUGGCGUCCGGUGGUCCACGUCGUCGGCGUCGCGAGGACGGAGCCCAAGUCCGUUGGAAAUUCGCAGAGAUAGGAGGGUUUCGGUUGAUAAGAACGAUCGGAUCGUUUCAAGCGCUGGUAAGGCUUUUUCUAAUGUUAGGGUUUCUGAUUUUGGGAAGGAGAAGAAGGGAUUUGGCGAUUCGGGGGUGAAAGUUAAAGUGAGUGACUUUAGAGGUGCGAACGGGAUUAGGGCUUUCAGAGGCAGUAAAGAGAAUGGAAAAAUUGAUGAGAUUUCGGAGAAAUUGAGCGACGUGGUUUUCGAUGUGAAAGCGAUUCAAAUCGAGAAGAGUGUAAAUGUCGUUAAGAUUGACGAUCUGAAAUCGCGAGAAAGUGUUGAUCUUGGUGUUGAUGACUUAGCUCUGAAGUUUGUUAAUGGUGUUGAUUUGGGGAAAAAAGAAGAGGGUGAGAAAAUUGUGAAGGAAGUGAAGAUUUCGGAGGGUUCUAAAGAGAGCAAGUAUUCGAGUAAGCUACACGAGAAGCUUGCAUUUUUGGAAGGGAAGGUUAAGAGAAUUGCCUCGGAUAUCAAGAGGACUAAGGAGAUGUUGGAUCUGAAUAACCCUGAUGCGUCAAAGGUGAUAGUUUUGGAUAUUCAGGACAAGAUUUCCGGGAUUGAGAAGGCCAUGGGUCACGUGGUGGGAGAUUCCGAUGCCAAGAUGGGCUCUUUGAAAGCGACUGUGGUUGAUGAUGUUGUUACGAAAAUGGUUGAGAAUGGUGGGUUGGAGAAGAUGGAGAACAAUGGUAAAGUUUCGGUGAAAGGUUUGAAUACUGAUGAAUUGGAAGCUAGAUUGUUUCCUCAUCAUAAGUUGCUUAGGAAUCGAAUAGCCAUGUUGGAAACAUCAUCAGGAAGUUCUCUAAGUGUUGGUGAGUCUGGUGUUCGAGAGUUUGGUUGUGGAUUAAAGGGAGAAGACAAGGCAUUGAUCCCGAUAGACGAGAACCCGAUAGCAAUUGAAAUCCUGCUGUCCUUGGAUAAGGAGCAAACGCAGGUAACGGCGAGAGAAAGGCAGGCUCGUUUUGAAUGUGUUGAUGUUCAGGAAACUGAUGGUGAAAAUGCAGCAGCAGGGCAAAAUUCUUUGGAUGUGACUAUUCGAAAAGGUGACGUUGAGCUUGUGUUGACAACUGAUGAAACGUUUGAAGAAUUCGACGAUCAGGAGAAUAGGCCAGGAAUGAUAAUUGAAGAGGAAACUGACGAAAAUUGCAUUUACCAGAUGAAUCAAUUGGGUUGCAAGACGUCGACGGGAGGGUGGUUUGUGUCCGAGGGAGAAUCGGUUCUUCUUGCUCAUGAUGAUGGUUCAUGUAGCUUUUAUGAUAUCGUCAACAAUGAGGAGAAAGCUGUAUAUAAGCCUCCUGCUGGUGUUUCUCCAAACAUGUGGAGAGACUGUUGGGUAAUCCGGGCUCCUAGUGCGAACGGUUGCUCCGGUAGGUAUGUUGUGGCUGCAUCUGCUGGGAAUGCUUUGGAUUCCGGUUUCUGCUCUUGGGAUUUCUACACCAAAGAAGUGCGAGCUUUCCACAAUGAGAGCGGAACAACUCCUUCAAGAAUGGUACUCGGUCCCCUACCUGGCAACAUCUCAUACAUGAGAAAUGCUCUGUCUAGCCUUAUGGAACCAGAAACUCGACAAUGGUGGUACAAGCCUUGUGGACCUCUUAUUACUAUCACUGCUAGUGGCCAGAGAGUAGUCAAAAUUUAUGACAUCCGCGAUGGAGAGCAGAUCAUGAAAUGGGAUGUUCCGAAGCCUGUGUUAUCGAUGGACUAUUCAAGCCCCUUGCAGUGGAGAAACAGAGGAAAAGUAGUUGUAGCUGAAGCAGAAUCUAUUUCUCUUUGGGAUGUAAACUCCCUUAAUCCUCACGCAUUGUUAUCUGUUCCUUCAUCUGGCCGAAAAAUCUCUGCUCUUCAUGUGAACAACACCGAUGCUGAACUUGGUGGAGGUGUUAGGCAAAGGCUAAGUUCGUCAGAAGCUGAAGGAAACGAUGGAGUAUUCUGCACUCAUGAUUCUAUUAACAUCUUGGACUUCCGCCACCCAACUGGUGUUGGCCUUAAGAUAUCGAAAUUUGGCACGAAUGUGCAGUCGGUUUUCUCUCGUGGUGAUUCGGUCUUUCUUGGCUGCACAAACGUGAGGUCAGUGGUCAAAAGACAGUCCUCUUCAGAAGUGCAGCAAUUUUCGCUGCGCAAGCAAAGGCUAUUCAGCACUUACGCCUUGCCUGAAUGCAACGCCGACGGCCAUCAUGCAGCCAUUACGCAAGUCUGGGGAAAUUCAAACAACGUCAUGGGUGUUUCGGGAUUGGGGCUGUUUGUAUUUGAUGCCUUGAAGGAUAAUGAGCUGCAAUGUUUCAGCACUGAUCAAGGAAAUACACAAAUGGUUAGAGAAAUUGUUGGACCAGAUGACUUGUAUUUGCCGUCGUUUGAUUACUCUGCAUCUCGGGCUCUCCUUAUAUCUAGAGAUCGCCCAGCAAUGUGGAGGCACUUAUCGUAAGAUGUUACAUCUUGUAACUCUUACGACAUAAUCUAUUAGGUACGAGGCUUUCAACAUAAGAAUAUGUUGUCGUUUUUUUUUUUCUU
Molecule: messenger RNA, 3024 nt
Organism: Morus notabilis
Lineage: Eukaryota; Viridiplantae; Streptophyta; Magnoliopsida; Rosales; Moraceae
Product: KIN14B-interacting protein At4g14310
Exons: 3
Coding region: 194-2938 (914 amino acids)
Molecular function (GO): protein binding
Source: RefSeq, a predicted model, not a curated record